GUUCAAAAUUGAGUCCAAAAUUGAAGGAAGCGCGACCGUCGCCGAUGAUGGCCUCUCCACCCACCAUCCGCCGGAACCCUCCCCGGAGCGCGAGACCUCCCCCCACCCCUCUCCCCAAGCCCUCCCUCGGCCUCGACGGCGACCGCCUCAAGGUGUUCCUCCGCAUCCGCCCCCUCCCUGACCGAGGCCGCUUCAAGUCCAAGGCCCAGGCCACCAAACCCAAGCAGCAGUGCCUCGUCGCCAACGGCGCCAACUCCGUCGCGCUCACCGUCCCGCAUUCCAAGCUCGCCGACCCCAAGCGCGCCCGCACCGAGCUCUUCGAUGGCUUCUCCGCCGUCUUCUCACCCGACUCCUCACAGCAUGAUGUGUUUAGUCAAGUGAUGAAUCCGCUCGUGGAUGAGUUUUUGGGAGGAAAGAGUGGCCUUCUGCUUGCAAUGGGUCCGACGGGCUCUGGAAAGACGCACACUGUCUUUGGUUCUGCAAGGAAUCCUGGACUCCUACCACUCGCUCUUCGCCGGAUCUUCUCUUCAACGGAUGACCACCCAGCUAGAUCAUUUUGCUUGUCAAUGUUUGAGAUACUUUCGGAGGGAAAAGGAGAACGCAUUCUUGACCUACUGUCUGAUGCAACUGACAUUGUUCUCCAGCAGUCAACAAUUAAAGGUCUUAAAGAGGUGUCCAUUGAAACUUCCACGGACGCUGAGAGCUUAGUUUUAUCUGGGAUGCUGAAGCGUACCACAGCUGCAACAAAUGCUAACAGCAAGUCAAGCCGAUCGCAGUGCAUUAUCACUAUACGUGCUGUUCGUAAAAUCAAUGAUGUAGAAAUCGAGAAGUCACUUAGUGACGCUGUCCUGACCAUAGCAGACCUUGCGGGGGCAGAGCGGGAAAGGAGAACUGGAAAUCAAGGUACAAGAUUGCUAGAGAGUAAUUUCAUCAACAAUACAUCCAUGGUGUUUGGUCUCUGUUUGAGGGCUUUGUUAGAACAUCAGAAAAACAAGAAGAAGCCCUUGGAGAAGCAUUUCAAGAACUCAAUGCUGACAAGGUACUUAAGGGACUACCUGGAAGGAAGGAAGAAAAUGACUCUGAUUUUAAACGUGAAGCCUGGAGAUGAUGAUUAUCUGGAUACAUCUUUUUUGCUAAGACAAGCAUCUCCGUACAUGAAAAUAAAGUACACCAACCUUGAUGACUCUUCUGAUUUGGUUUCUCAAAAGAGAAGCAAUGUUUCCCUGAUUUGCCAAGAAAACAAGAAAAAGGGGAAGUUUCAUAAGACUGAAGUUUUUGCGGUCGCAGGAAAGGAUGACGUUGCCAAGGAUGAUGGCAUUAAAGUUUCUGAAAAAGAUGAGCCACAAUGCAAGCUUCUUAAUUCAGAAUUGCGAAGAGUUUCGAGAAAUGAAGAAAUAAUGACAAACUUUGCCAGGGCUUUAUGGACUGUUUUAAAGCAAUAUAAACAAAAAAUUUUGGAGUCUGAGAAUGCUGUUGAGAGCAUGAGAAAAUUGCUUAUAUGUAAAGACAUUGAAAUUGUGGAGCUGGAGAAGAAGUUGAAGGUUCUAAGUUGUUCAUGCAAGAAAUUUCCAUCUGUUGAAGACUCUGUUGAGCAGGAUGAUGCUGUGUCUUCUGGUCAAGUGGCUCAAAGUUUUAUUUCUCAGUCAAGUCAAACUGAUCCUGGAUCUAGUGACUCUGCACUCAAUAAUCAUUCACUAGAAGAGGUCUCAGAAGAAACAUGUCAUGGUCCUGAAAGGUCUUAUGAUUAUUCUGACAAGACAGGGGGAUCUGAUGUUUGUGAUACUUCUGUUGUUAAGUUGAUAGACGGAGAAGAAUUGAGCUCUAGAGAUUGUAAGUUAACUGUACAAGUGGUCGAUAAGGAGUUGGAUAGGUCUGAAAGUUGCUCUGAUGGUGGUGGUGGUGUAGCACAUUCACCCAGUGGUUUGGAUGAUCCAUUUGAUCAAAGUUUUGCAGAGCGCCGUGUACUUACAUAUCUACAGAAGGAAAGGACAAACCUGUCUCCAGAAUUUAUUGGUGCUAACAAGAAAUCUCCUAUAGAGCAAAGUGAAGAAGAAAGGGAAGAGUUACACAAUAUAACAGUGGAGGGGAUUCAACAUAAUGUUGACAUAAGAGGUGUGAAACAUCAUAGUACUCCGAGUUGCUCCCAGGGAGUGAACUCUGAAGCACCAAAUGUUAGCUCCAGUCAGUCUUCCCUACAGUUGCAAAGGAUGGAUGCUCUUCAGCAGGAUCCCCAAGAUCUGGAUCCUCAGUUAGAAAGAUGCAACGCCACAGUAGAAACAACCAUUGUGGAAUAUGGAUGUGUUCAACCUUCAGAUCUAGUGGAUAUUCAUGGAGGCAUGUCUCCACAUCUAAGUGGAAAAUCUUCUGCAAAGAAAGCUCCAAUAGCUCCAAGCAAGGACUGCCAGGCCGAAAGACCGACGGAUAAAACAGAGGAUCUCUCUGCUUCUAAGGACUGCAAUAGAAAAAACACUAGAAGGAGAUUGCGGCCCGUGUCAACUAUGAUGAUCAAAGAAUUUACUGUUCCUGACACAUUCGUGGAUACCAAAAGGGAAGAAAGAGCGAAAUCGUCAGGUGCUGCAAUUGGGAGAUCGGACAAGCUUAUUCGACUGUUGAAAGCCCACCCGCCUCGUGAACGAGUCUAGGUCCAUCGGAAUUCCGGAAGAUGUUCACUCAUUUUGCGAUUUUCCACGACUGUCUUUUUGUGGAACCAGCCUGUUCAUUUUUGUUGAUCUUUGACGUUUGGGUACAUCGCGCCUGUGCCAAUGCAAUUCGAUGUAAAUAUGUUCUCGUCCUGUGUUGCCAAUGCAGUUCAAAUGUACAUAGCGGAGGAGGGUAUUCGCACGACAUUGUGUUGAUUUAAUCUGUUUAAUGGUCGGCACACUGAAUUCUCUUACCAUAUCCUUUCUUCCUCCAACAUGUACUUAUCAUCACUUUAGGCUUAUUGGUUG
Messenger RNA from Oryza brachyantha (malo sina), 2948 nucleotides. Its product is annotated as kinesin-like protein KIN-6. The coding region runs from base 45 to 2642 and encodes 865 amino acids. The record is from RefSeq and is a predicted model, not a curated record. Gene Ontology annotation, molecular function: ATP hydrolysis activity; microtubule motor activity; microtubule binding. The transcript is spliced from 23 exons. NCBI's taxonomy places the organism in Eukaryota, Viridiplantae, Streptophyta, Magnoliopsida, Poales, Poaceae. Gene Ontology annotation, cellular component: microtubule; kinesin complex. Gene Ontology annotation, biological process: microtubule-based movement.